Calliphora vicina (urban bluebottle blowfly) is the source of this 705-nucleotide messenger RNA. RefSeq lists its product as uncharacterized. Bases 97 to 423 code for a protein of 108 amino acids. The record is from RefSeq and is a predicted model, not a curated record. Lineage: Eukaryota; Metazoa; Arthropoda; Insecta; Diptera; Calliphoridae. The transcript has 2 exons.
UCAUUUAAGCUACAGUUAAUUCUCUUAUCAACUCAGUUUUAAUAAAAUAUUUGAACGGGCAACUUGUACUAAACAAAAGUGUAGUAGUUUUUUAAAAUGAUUUUCUCCGCCAGAAUAAUCACAUUCUUAAUUUUGGCAUUGGUUGUUCUAAUCAACUCUACACCAUUACCGAAUCAUGUUCAAGAACGACAUCAACUAUUAAAAACACGAUUAAAAAGACAAAUUGAUUUGACCCUAUCUGCUGAACAUGAUGACAAAGAAGAUGAAACUGAAAUCGCAUUAGAAGCCAUUGCAAAUCUGUGGCGUAGUACCGAUGGCAAUACUCAGAUAGACGGCUCGGCCAAAGUUUUACAUCGUUCGAGCUCCUUGCAAAACGGUUCCGGUUCUGAUUGGCGUUUGGGUGUCCGUGUACUCUUUACAUAAAUAAAAUAUACUACUAUGUUAAAUAAUUAAAUUGUUGGAGGUGAUUUUUUUUUAAAUUCCACAUAAAUUCCAUAUGUAUUUAGUCGUACAUGUACGAGAUGUAGAAUGAUAAACUUCUUGAACUUUUUAAUGUGUAUUAAUAUGUGUGUUUUGUUUUUUACUUUUGUUUAUUGUAUUUUCAUUAUUGUUUUUAAAUGAAUAUAAUUUAAAAAUUACAUGGAAUUUUCAAAUUGUUUAACCAAGAACAUUCAGUUUUAAAAUAAAGAAACGAAAUUGAAAAAA